This is a messenger RNA of Bursaphelenchus xylophilus (pine wood nematode), 6739 nucleotides long. NCBI's taxonomy places the organism in Eukaryota, Metazoa, Nematoda, Chromadorea, Rhabditida, Aphelenchoididae. The record is from the annotation of a GenBank genome assembly.
AUGCCCCCAGGGCGAUAUAGCAGUUUGAGCCUUCAGGGCAUCGGAGUGAAAAAACUCAAAUUCCAUUCGUAUCCACACCUCGAGUAAUGAAAAACAUCCCGUUACACCAUAGUCGAUUUAUCGACCGGUCGAUAGUUAUUCCCGAUUUUCCGAAAUUUCCAUUUUUCACCAUCAAGAUGACGGAAUUUCUGGAUUUUGACAACGGAUUCUGAUUCAGCAUGCCUGACAUACCCUAGAACCACCUUUCGUAUCUUGCUGUCGUAUUUCGUAUUUUAGCUAUUCGAGAUUUUCCGAAAUUUCCGAAAAAACUCCAAAUUUUCCGGAAUUUUUUUCUGGAAAACUAGAUCGAAAUUCAAAAAUCCGGCUCCACAGCGACAUAGCUAUUAGUCUCAGCUAUCGCUGGAAUUUUUUCGGCUACUGGGACCCUGCCGGAAGUCAGAUCAAACUGUUGGCGCAAAAUUUUCGGGAUUUUUUGCACAAAAUCCGCCCUCAGGGCUCAGACUUCAAAUUUUUCGGGUUUUCGAGAUAAGCCCCGUAAUUAGCACAUCAAACUGCCCUAGAAACAACUUUCACUUCCCAACAUACGACCAUCUUACCCCGCCCGCCUAGCGACAAAGGCAAAAAUUCGAAAUUUUCUGGAUCCGCCCUUCCAGAACUCGGCUGCCAGUGGAGCUAUCGACACGAUUUUGGUACCAAUCGACGCAGAAUCAAAUUUUGGGUAAUAUUCAUGUGCGAAACUCCAACUUUUCCUAAAAUACGACCGUCCAGAUCAAAAUUAAAUUUUUUCAGCGAACUAAAUACGCCCCGAGGGCAAAAGUGUAAAAUUCAAAAUUCGGCUCGGGUCAAUUUUCGACAAAUUCCACAAGCUUCAAUCGUGCCAAAUUUCAGCCAAAUCGCUUUCGAAUUCAGUGAGCACUGGCCAAAUUUCGGCCAAAAUUGGGCGGUUCGGCCGAAAAUUUGCCCUGCGGCCGCUAAAUUUAAAUUUCGUGAAUCGAGACUUGGACCAUCGUGUUCAGCGUGAAAAACCGGUCCAGAAACCACUUUCAUUUCCUAAAAUACGACUCGGCGAGGCCGGAGGCCGAGCCGAGUCGUCUCCAACAGCGGUGGACUUUGUAUUUUUUUGUGCGAGACCGAGCCGAGAGAGGGAAAUUCCUUUGCUUUUACGCAAGUUCGAAUUUCGAGAGAGAGCGGAGAGCGAGAGAGGGAAAUUCCUUUGCUUUUACGCAACUUUGGAUUUCUUUGUGCGAGGCCGAGCCGAGAGAGGGAAAUUCCUUUGCUUUUACGCAAGUUUGAAUUUCGAGAGAGAGCGGAGAGCGAGAGACCGGAAGAGAAGACGGAGAAAUAAAGCGGAAUUCCCCAUUCCAAGGGGGCGGGGUAAAUUAGGGUUGGCUGGGGUGAGUGAUUGCGAUUCGAAAUAUUUGCUCCGGGUCGGAGCGGAGCAUGUCUUUUUCGCGGGCUUGAGUAAGUAGAACGCGCGUUAGCGCGUUUUUCUGGCCGCGCGAAGCGGGGCCAGCGACUCCAGAGGUAGUGCGCGAUCAACAACCUUCAAGAUGGGCAACCUUUGCGCGCACAGCGACGUCAAGGCCCCGCGAAGCGGGGGCUUGUCGAAAGAUACCCUAAAAAACUAAACUGAAAACUAUUCAACGUUGAGAUAUCGGGAAAAAAUUUUUAGUGAAGUUGCUACACAAAAUUCUAAGACUUUUGGCAUCAGCGGAUAGUUGAAAUUUUUCGUUUCCGGCGAGCUGCGCCCUGUUGAAAGUGGGAUUUUUUAAUCGUUUUUUCGCCGUAACUUUUGACAUUUUUCAGGUAGCCCUUAGCUUUUUGGCUAUUGUCAUCAUCGAUUGGGGCCGAAACUUUCGGUUUUUUCGAAAUUUGCAUAUCUAUGCCCUCCGGAUAUCACCCCUAACGGUUGGACUUUUCGGAUUUUUUUGAUUCCAUCGUAUUCUUCACGAAAUUCUAAGACUUCUGAACCCAACUUACAAUUUACAAUUAUCGACCGGUCGAAAGUUAUAAGCGAUUUUCGCGAUUUUUCGGAUUUUUCCAGAUUUCACCAUCAAGAUGACGGAAUUUCUGGAUUUUGACAACGGAUUCUGAUUCAGCAUGCCUGACAUACCCUAGAACCACCUUUCGUAUCUUGCUAUCGUAUUUCGUAUUUUAGCUAUUCGAGAUUUUCCGAAAUUUCCCAAAAAAGUCGAAAUUUUCCGGAAUUUUUUCUGGAAAACUAGAUCGAAAUUCAAAAAUCCGGCUCCACAGCGACAUAGCUAUUAGUCUCAGCUAUCGCUGGAAUUUUUUCGGCUACUGGGACCCUGCCGGAAGUCAGAUCAAACUGUUGGCGCAAAAUUUUCGGGAUUUUUUGCACAAAAUCCGCCCUCAGGGCUCAGACUUCAAAUUUUUCGGAUUUUCGAGAUAAGCCCCGUAAUCGCCACGUCAAACUGCCCUAGAAACAACUUUCACUUCCCAACAUACGACCAUCUUACCCCGCCCGCCUAGCGACAAAGGCAAAAAUUCGAAAUUUUCUGGAUCCGCCCUUCCAGAACUCGGCUGCCAGUGGAGCUAUCGACACGAUCUUGGUACCAAUCGACGCAGAAUCAAAUUUUGGGUAAUAUUCAUGUGCGAAACUCCAACUUUUCCUAAAAUACGACCGUCCAGACCAAAAUUAAAUUUUUUCAGCGAACUAAAUACGCCCCGAGGGCAAAAGUGUAAAAUUCAAAAUUCGGCUCGGGUCAAUUUUCGACAAAUUCCACAAGCUUCAAUCGUGCCAAAUUUCAGCCCAAUCGCUUUCGAAUUCAGUGAGCACUGGCCAAAUUUCGGCCAAAAGUGCGAAUUCCUUACAUAAGCGAAAAAUUAUCGCGAGCUGGCGAGGCCGAAGGCCGAGCCAGCUCGCUUGCUGCUCCGGGAGGCUCCAGCCGAAGGCUGGAGCCGACCGGAGCCCUACUCACACAGCGAAACAGACAAUUUUUAUAAAAAUUUAUUGCGAGCUGGCGAGGCCGAAGGCCGAGCCAGCUCGCUUGCUGCUCCGGGAGGCUCCAGCCGAAGGCUGGAGCCGACCGGAGCCCUACUCACACAGCGAAACAGACAAUUUUUAUAAAAAUUUAUUGCGAGCUGGCGAGGCCGAAGGCCGAGCCAGCUCGCUUGCUGCUCCGGGAGGCUCCAGCCGAAGGCUGGAGCCGACCGGAGCCCUACUCACACAGCGAAACAGACAAUUUUUAUAAAAAUUUAUUGCGAGCUGGCGAGGCCGAAGGCCGAGCCAGCUCGCUUGCUGCUCCGGGAGGCUCCAGCCGAAGGCUGGAGCCGACCGGAGCCCUACUCACACAGCGAAACAGACAAUUUUUAUAAAAAUUUAUUGCGAGCUGGCGAGGCCGAAGGCCGAGCCAGCUCGCUUGCUGCUCCGGGAGGCUCCAGCCGAAGGCUGGAGCCGACCGGAGCCCUACUCACACAGCGAAACAGACAAUUUUUAUAAAAAUUUAUUGCGAGCUGGCGAGGCCGAAGGCCGAGCCAGCUCGCUUGCUGCUCCGGGAGGCUCCAGCCGAAGGCUGGAGCCGACCGGAGCCCUACUCACACAGCGAAACAGACAAUUUUUAUAAAAAUUUAUUGCGAGCUGGCGAGGCCGAAGGCCGAGCCAGCUCGCUUGCUGCUCCGGGAGGCUCCAGCCGAAGGCUGGAGCCGACCGGAGCCCUACUCACACAGCGAAACAGACAAUUUUUAUAAAAAUUUAUUGCGAGCUGGCGAGGCCGAAGGCCGAGCCAGCUCGCUUGCUGCUCCGGGAGGCUCCAGCCGAAGGCUGGAGCCGACCGGAGCCCUACUUGCAUCAGCAAAGUUCAAAAUUUCACUCAAUCGCCAAGUGUAAUAUAAUUUUUAUUUAUCGACCGGUCGAAAGUUAGGAAAUUUUUUUUCCAUUUUCGCUAAAUUUUUGAUUUCGUCCUAUUCUGCGUCAAAUUCUAAGCCUUCUGAACCCUAUUGACAAUUAUUGACCGGUCGAAAGUUAUUCGCAGUUUUAGUCAAGUAUAAUAUAAAUUUGUUUCGGCUGUAACUUCGGUCAAAUCGCAUAUAAAUGGAUCGGCAUGGUCUCUAAAAAUCAGAAAUGUAAUCUACUACAAUAUUUUCUAUUUGAUUCCUGCAUUUUCUUUCAUUUAAAACAUUUUUUUUCUCAAAUUUUCGCAAUUUUCGAGGUCAAGUACAAUAUAAAUUUUUUUUUUUGGUAUAACUCGCUUCCAGUUGCACAUAAAAUUUUGAUUUUUUUUUUUAAAUAUCAUAAAUCAAUCAUAUUUUGAUAAGCUCAUCAUUCCCCGCUGUUUUGAAAGUAUUUUAUCAAAAUUUAUUUGCAGUUCCUCGGGCGCAGCCUGCACCCCAAACCGCUUUGUUUCCCCAAAAAAGGGAGUCUAUUUUUCCGCAUUUUUCCGCAUGAGCUUUGUAAUUUUGCAUAAUUUCUUUCGUGCUUUUUCGUGUUAUAUAAUUUUUUACAUUUUUAAUUAUGUUCUUUCCAGGUUUCAUCAAGACCGAGCUCCAUCAAGACAGGAUUUAGGUAUGUUUUUUUUUUCUUUUCUUUUGUUGAUCGUGAAGGGGGGGGGCAGAAAGGAUGGAAACGGGCGUAAAAUGGUUGGGAAAAGCUUGGCAAAGCUUUGGCCGAGGUGUAUUAAAAGUUUUGUCGACGUUUUGUCGAACUUUUUGCCCAGUUUUCACCUUAUUUUAGGCGGCAAAAGGGUUUACCCAAGAGCCGCCUAAAAUAAGGUGAAAACUGGGCAAAAAGUUCGACGAAACGUCGACAAAACUUUUACUACACCUCGGCCAAAGCUUUGCCAAGCUUUUCCCAAACAUUUGACACCCAGUUUCUUCUUUUCUAUCAGAAAAGUUACUUAUUUUUGGGGUUUUUUUCAAGUUUUACCUAUUUUUGGGAAUUUUUUAUAUUUUUCGGUGCUCAAGGGGAAGGAAUGGGAAGAAAGUAGGUAUGAAAUGUUUGAUAAAAGCUUGGCAAAGGUUUGGCGGACCUUUGGCUCCUCUUUUCGCCCAGCUUUCACCUUAUUUUAGGCGGCUCUUGGGUAAACCCUUUUGCCGGCUAAAAUAAGGUCGAAACUGGGCAAAAAGUGGAGGCCAAACGUCCGCCAAGCCUUUGUCAAGCUUUUAUCAAAGAUUUCACACCUACUUUCUUCCCCUUGAACACCGAAAAAUUUAAAAAAUUCUCAAAAAUAGGUAAAACUUCAAAAAAUCCCAAAAAUAAGUAACUUUUCUGAGAGAAAAGAAGAAAGUGGGUGUCAAAUGUUUGGGAAAAGCUUGGCAAAGCUUUGGCCGAGGUGUAGUAAAAGUUUUGUCGACGUUUCGUCGAACUUUUUGCCCAGUUUUCACCUUAUUUUAGGCGGCUCUUGGGUAAACCCUUUUGCCGCCUAAAAUAAGGUGAAAACUGGGCAAAAAGUUCGACAAAACGUCGACAAAACUUUUAAUACACCUCGGCCAAAGCUUUGCCAAGCUUUUCCCAACCAUUUUACCCCCGUUUUCUUCUUUUCUUUCAGAAAACGGACUUAUUUUUGAAUUUUUUUAAUUAUUUUUAUUUUUUUACAGAGCCGCUUUUGAAUCUCGAUAAAACUGAUCAAAGUCAAAUGAAUGUGAGUUUUUGAUUUCUUUGAAAGUUUUACAGGGAGGGGAGGGGGGUGAGUUCGACGCUCAGAUUUUGAUGAAAUUUGGCACAUAUAAUAAUUCGGAGACUUUUUUUAAACAGAUUAACCAAAAUCCUACCUCGCGCUUUGCAGAAGCAACCGAGAUUUUCGAAAAGCAAGCGAAAACUUUACAACAUUGCUAAAAUUUUCGACAAUUGAUACUUCCUUUAUGAGUCACGUUUGUUCAAAGAAAAUGUGAGCGUCGUACUUGGGGUAAUCUGACUCUGUUUAGUUUCAACACGUAAAGAUCAUGAAACAAGUCGUGGUCCACACGGUUGGAGGCCACUCUAGCGGUGGCCGAGGAAAGCGUGGGGGUUGGCACAAUAGAAGAGGGACGUUUAGAUCAAGACAGUAAGUUGUUUUUUUAUAGAUCGGACAUUCGUUAUAGACAGCUUUUUGUUGUCAGCAGAUUCAUUUUCAAUUAAUAGUAAUUUUGUUUCAGGUGGCGUGAUGGAUCGAGAUCUUCCGUCCCUGCCAUCUCCGGCGCCAUUACCGAUGUCGUUCCCAUCCCGAUCUCCCCUCCCAACGAGGUGAACCAGUAAGUUUUGCAAUGCUUUUUCAGUUGUUUCAUGACCUUUCGUUGUGUUAUUGUUUUGUUCUUCUUCAGAGUCGAGAACGAGAAAAUCAACUCUGAUUUCACGGCACAAGAUGUGGAUCAAAGCGAAUGUCAGACCCCGCCUCAUAUUGCGGAUGAGCCGGAUAUUGCCUUCGUUGAGGCGGAUGUUGUCUUGGGUGACCCGAAAAUCAAUGGGCCGGUUGUUGCUGAAGAAGACACGGUUAUGAGUCACGAGCCACCCCUCAACGCCCUUGAGCUUUCCAAAAAGCGGGACCAAGAGAAUGCCGAUGCCGCAAUCAGAGCAAAAAUUAGAAGACUUGAGCGUCAACUCCAAAAAUCCCAUGAGAACCAGGAGAACCUCCGCCAGCAGCUCCAAGAAGAGCAAGAACGCCGCGAACGCAGAGACCAACGGAAGGCGGAGAAGAGAAGGCUUCGAGAACUUCAGUUGGAGCAACUCAAUGAACCCAAGAAGAAGAAUGUCGUCACUCUUAGAGAAGAGAUCAAAAAAAAAAUGCCACAAAGGAAAGUUGACUAA